Messenger RNA from Trichoderma breve, 1332 nucleotides. RefSeq lists its product as uncharacterized. Lineage: Eukaryota; Fungi; Ascomycota; Sordariomycetes; Hypocreales; Hypocreaceae. The coding region runs from base 1 to 1332 and encodes 443 amino acids. The record is from RefSeq and is a predicted model, not a curated record. The transcript is spliced from 5 exons.
AUGUCUUGGACCAAACGAUCACAAGAGAUAUUGUACAGAGACUUCACUGAGAAGGCUGCAAGUGAAUCUCAAAGCAUAAUUGAAAGGCCUUGGAGCCUGGAAGUCUGGGACAUAUCAGAAGAUGGGCAACUACGCGAGUAUGUCCAGACCACUGUACGCCGUCUCAAUGGCAGGCCGCAGCUCAGAAUCGUUUUUAUACCCUCAGAUGUACCACGACGAGAAACAAAAGGCUUGAUGGUGGAACUCUUUCACAAAUUCGGUAUACCGCAUGACUUUACCGUGGAGAGGGUGCGGUCUAUAAACCAUAGCUUCAGUCGGAGAAGUGACGAAAACAACGGGUUUAGUUCCUGGUUCCGAUUUUCGUACAUAUCAGCUGCAUCUGCCGGAGCUGAUGACGAGUCGCCGGAUGGGGAAGAUGAUUCGACUGAGAACUCUACGAUACCUGAUAAAUACUCAGAGAGGGAAUCUUCCUUCUUUCUUCAGGCUUCAGCCAACACCAGUGUAACACUAGUGUGUUUUGAUGCAGGGCCGAGGGUGAAAAGAAGGAUGUAUGAUGUGAUGAAGAGCCGGGGAUGGAGUGAUGUCGCUACCAAUCCCCAGAUAUUGUUCGAUGUUGCCCUGGAAGGGCUGCACGAAGAAGUUGAUGAUACGGCACGGAAAAUGGAGGAGGAAUUUGAGCCGUUAGAAAAGUCCAUCAUUCAGCUCGCAGGCUCUGACGAUAUGAUCUCAAAUCCAAGAACACGGCAUGAAGAACUAUACUUGUUUGCGAGACAUGCAACAGACCUAUCAAGAGUACUUGAGUCUGCACUAAUGAUCAAUGAGGGUAUUCUUAUGAACGCCAGCGUCAGCAUCCCUCCAACAACCUCUAUGGACAACCCACCAUCUCCUUCAAACAACAUGAGCAGUAAUCGGCGGUCACUUGUCGACUUACAGCUAAAGGAGUGCCUCGAAUAUCGUCGCACACUCUUUCGCUCAACCCAGCUACGGCUCUCCCACCUUCAGAAACGAAUCGAAGCCGCUUCUGCUCUGGCAUCAAACUUGGUAUCGCAACAACAGUCCGCAGCAGCCAUACAGGGUCCGGUUUCGAUGAAGCUCAUCGCGGCUUCAAUUUUAAUAUUCUUGCCCACGAUUACCGUUGCAACUAUCGCGGGAUCGGGGUUACUGCUAUCGGAACAAUUAGACGAAGAAGGCUCAUGGGACGUCAGCGCAACACCAUUAUUCUAUCUGUUAUGGUACAUUUCAGUACCGUUGACCCUCGUGUUGGUGAUGAUAUGGAGGAGAUACACGAAAGAGAAGAAGAGGCACGAUGAAGAGUCGAGUAUGCCGGUUUGA